UCUCGUACAGAAUUUCGUAAAUCCGUGAAAAAUAAAAGCAACUAAUUUCGAGUUUAGACUGGAAAAAAGUGGAAAAAACUGCGAAAAUUCUCGAGUUUAGCGAAUCGUGCGUCGAACGUGCCGCGUAAUUGUCUGAAAUUCGAGUGCGUUUGCACGAAAAUUAGCGAGAAAAUUCUUCGACACAUUUCGCUUCAUAAUACACACAAAAAAAAAAAAAUUUUUUUAGUUCAUCAUCGUCGUCAAAAGCAGCAGCAGCAGCAGCAACAACACAGUAAAAGAGACACAAACAGCAGCGAGCGAGAUAUAAAUGUUCGUAAGAGGAAAAUUUAGGUCAACGCCACAGUAAUAAUCAGUAUGAUGCAAAACCAAAAAGAUAAUUUAGAAAAUUUAAACUGCGAAAAACUGAUAAUAAGCCUAAGUGAUCUAAAGUUGAAAGAAUACGCACUGAUGUCGUCAUCGGAAAUUACACAGAAUCAGCAGCAGGAGCAACACAAUCACAUCAACAGCAACAACGUGAGUGCUGAUGCGUCGGAAAAUAACACAACGACGACAUCGCAGCCCCUGGGACGUCGCGAAAGCAUCGAGAACCAGACACAGCAACAAGAUAGCAAUCGUCAGCAAUCGGAAAACAACCAUCAUCAUCGACAUCGUCGCAAUGCGAACGACUUCCGUUUCGGACGGAGCAUCGGCGAAGGCAGUUUCAGCACCGUCUACCUCGCCAAGGACAUCCACACACACAAGGAAUACGCAAUAAAAGUUUGUGAUAAGAAACACAUCAUCCGCGAACGCAAAACGGAGUACAUCAAGCGCGAACGCGAAGUCCUCAACCUGCUAAACAACAGUCCGGGCUUCGUGAAUCUCUAUUGCACGUUCCAGGACGAGAGUAAUUUGUAUUUUGUUAUGACAUACGCGAAAAAUGGCGACCUGCUGCCGUACAUCAACAAAGUCGGGAGCUUCGAUUUGGACUGCACGAAAUUCUAUGCCGCCGAAUUGGUGCUCGCCAUGGAACAGAUGCACUGCAAGGGCAUCAUUCAUCGUGACCUUAAGCCAGAGAACUUGCUGCUCGACGAAAACAUGCAUAUUUUACUUGCGGAUUUCGGGUCGUCGAAAAUUUGCACUCCCACGGGAGCUCAUCAUCGCACCUUGCGAAAUGCCGAUUUGCAAGAAAAUGCUCAAAAUGCGCCGCCAAACGAUGCCGACGAGAAUAAUUCAAGUCGUCGACGGAAGAAUAGUUUCGUGGGCACGGCGCAAUAUGUCUCGCCGGAAAUUCUGAAUGGUCAACCUUCAUCACGGGCUUCGGAUUUGUGGGCUUUGGGAUGCAUAAUUUACCAAAUGUUGGCGGGAUUGCCGCCUUUUCGGGCCGGCUCCGAAUACCUAAUCUUCAGAAAAGUAUUAAAUGUCGAAAUAAGCUUCCCCGAGGGAUUUGACGCCGUCGCCGAGGAUCUCGUACAGAAGUUGAUCCGAUUGCAGCCCACAGAACGCAUCGGGUACAGUGACACUGGCACGCAAUAUGACUCGAUUCGGAAUCAUCCCUUCUUCGAGUCGAUAUGUUGGGAUACGUUGCGAACGCAAUGCUCGCCCCCAAUUUACCCCUAUUUGCCGGGACUCGAAUCCGAUACGGAUCAACGGAGGCAAUAUCAGGUCCCGGAUUACAUUGCGCCCGGACUGGGCGAAGAGCAAUUGCGAAGACUGAUCGGCAUGGAAAUCGGCACGUCGGAUUCUUACAGCAGUAUACAGGAAAUUAGUAGGAGCAGUACGGCGGAAUCUGUGUCAGCAACGGCGACGCAGCAGCAAACAAGCAGCAAUAACACAACAGAGCCAAAAACCAUUUUAGACAUAAGUGAUGCGGAGAGGGCACGUCGCAUGGAGGAACAAGCGCGCACGAAUCAAUGGCAUCCCUUUGCGGAUGGCGAACUUAUACUGAAACAGGGAUUUGUGAAUAAGCGAAAGGGAUUGUUUGCGCGUAAAAGGAUGCUUUUGCUCACGACAGGCCCGCGUCUCAUCUACAUCGAUCCCGUGCAAAUGGUGAAGAAAGGCGAGAUUCCGUGGUCUCGCGAAUUGAAAGUCGAAUCGAAAACCUUUAAAAUCUUCUUUGUGCAUACGCCGAAUCGCACUUAUUAUCUCGAUGAUCCGGCAGGGUAUGCGCUCCAUUGGGUCAAAGCCAUCAACGAAGUGCGGUACAAGACCUAUAAUAUCGACCCGAAAAAUGAUAACUAAUGAAAAAGAGAGAGAAGAGACAAAAAUUAAAAAAAAAAUGAAGAAUUAAGGAUCAAGUGGUGCAAAAAAAAAAUGUCUCUCAAACUAAAAAUAAAAUGAAAAAUUAAUGAAAAACAAUUAAAUUUAAAAGAUCCGUAGAUAGUGAAAUUUAAAAAAAAGAAACACUUGCUAAUAAUUAAAAAAAAAUUAAAGACUUAAAAAAAGAAACAUUUUUCUUCAAAAAAUAAAAAAAAAUAAAUUAUUAUUAUUAACCAUUGAUUUAAAUCCAAAAUCUAGUACAAUGAUGUAUAGAAGGAUGUCCGUUACGAGACAUGAAACAUAUAUAAAAAGAAGAAAAAAAUGCUAGAAAAAUGUAAAAUUUCUUUAAAAAAGAAUAAAUAUUGUAAAAAAAAUUAAUAAGAUAGAUAGAGCAAGCACCUAUACGUAUAUGCAUUAAAAAAAUAAAUAAAACACGGCUAGUUAAUUUUGUUCUCUCAUCCCCUUGCCUCCUUUUAAAUGAUAUUUUAAGUCCCCAAAAAUAUUUUUUUUGUUGUGAAUUCUUCUAUCAUAGAUUUAAAGUAAAUAAUAUUUAAUUUUAUCCAAUUAAUUCGAGUCAAU
Culicoides brevitarsis is the source of this 2814-nucleotide messenger RNA. Its product is annotated as 3-phosphoinositide-dependent protein kinase 1-like. NCBI's taxonomy places the organism in Eukaryota, Metazoa, Arthropoda, Insecta, Diptera, Ceratopogonidae. The coding region runs from base 355 to 2217 and encodes 620 amino acids. Gene Ontology annotation, biological process: peptidyl-serine phosphorylation; intracellular signal transduction. The transcript has 2 exons. The record is from RefSeq and is a predicted model, not a curated record. Gene Ontology annotation, molecular function: protein serine/threonine kinase activity; ATP binding.